AUGGCAGCACAAAGGAUCCCAUGUAAGGUCAUCAUUGUCGGGGGUAGCAUUGCUGGUUUGUCACUGGCAAAUAUGCUCGAGCGAUUUGGCAUUGAGUUCGUCGUUCUCGAAGCUUACAAGGAAAUUGCUCCUCAGGUGGGCGCGAGCAUUGCAAUAUAUCCACAUUUUGCUCGCAUUCUUGAUCAGAUAGGCUGUUGGGUUCGAAAUCUGGUAGACAAGACCGUUAACCAUGGCUUUUAUCGCAAUGAAGAAGGAGAGUGUAUUUUCGACUUCCGCGGCUUGGCAGAUGGCCUGGAAAGAAGACAUGGUUAUCCAGUGAUUUUCAUCGAGCGUCAGAUGCUUCUGAAAGCACUAUACGAGAACCUUCAGAGCAAGGAGAAAGUCUUCCUGGAGAAGAGAUUUGUGCAGAUGGAACAUAAGGAAGAUGGAGUUCGAGUCACUAUGCAGGAUGGCUCUAGCUACGAGGGAGACAUCCUCAUUGGAGCUGAUGGUAUGCAUAGCUCUGUACGAAAGAGUAUGCAUAAAUUUGGAAAGAGUGUGUCUCCGAAAAGUUUCGAUCACGACGAGUAUUCCAAGGUGCCUUGCACGUAUAAAUGCAUCUUUGGCAUGUCAUAUCCGACUAAAGGAAUCGAAGGAGGGACCAACCACAUCGUUAUGGGUGAAGGACACAGCUAUCUGAUUCUGACAGGCCCUGGAAAAACUUAUUGGUUUUUGCAGGUCAAAAACAGUGAGACGACAUACGGAAAGGGAGUUCCAAACUACACGGUCGAAGAUGAACGACGCCUUGCAGAGUCGCAUUUUGAGGAUCGACUCAAUGAAUACGACACAUUCGGAGAUCUCUACCGAAAUAAAAUCAUCUCCAGACUUACUCCGUUGCAUGAAUAUCAGUGGAAACGAUGGUACUUUGGCCGAGUCAUGACUAUUGGGGAUGCCAGUCACAAGCUCCAUCCUAUUAGCGGAAAUGGUGGCGCUGCAGCCAUUGAGGAUGCUGCAGUCCUUGUGAAUGCACUGUUAAGCAAGCUCGGACAAUCACCAGGACAUCUCUCGACAAAUGAUUUUCAGGAUAUAUUUUCCAAGGCACAGCACGAUCAAGAAAACCGCACAGCACACCUUAUUGACCAUGCUACCAAAAUGCAAGACUUCGAUGCAAUGGAGAGUAUAUUCGCACCACUCAUUGUCAGAUUUGUCAUUCCAAAUCUCACAGAUGAUGCAGCUUUGGCAAUAGUUGGUGCAAACACUGUUCAAGGGCAAAGAAUCAAAUAUCUACCAGUGCCAAAACGAGAUCGAUAUGUGCCUUACGAGGACGAAUUGCCAGUAAAGCCUCUGAACAUCUAUCACAUUGACAAGUUGUUCUCCAUGAAUCUUCAUGCAUUACUCUUCUACCUAGCAUAUAGCUCUUCUAGCUUUAGUCAGCAUUUGACCAGGUCUUUGAGUGUCAUGAUCCUAGACCCUUAUCUGAAUAUCAUCGCUGAAUACUUCGUCCCAACCAUUAGAGAAUCUGGGGACCACCACGAAAACUCCUCAUAUUCUACUUUAUCGUCUAUUCUACUUAUCCUUAUGUGGAAUAUAGAAGGGCAUCGCCGUGGAAACAUGGCUUCAUUGGGAUCAUGGUAG
This is a messenger RNA of Hyaloscypha bicolor E, 1614 nucleotides long. RefSeq names its product FAD/NAD(P)-binding domain-containing protein. The transcript is spliced from 5 exons. Bases 1 to 1614 code for a protein of 537 amino acids. NCBI's taxonomy places the organism in Eukaryota, Fungi, Ascomycota, Leotiomycetes, Helotiales, Hyaloscyphaceae. Gene Ontology annotation, molecular function: FAD binding. The record is from RefSeq and is a predicted model, not a curated record.